AUGGUGCGUCGUAGAAAAACAUCGAAUGAGCCGGUAGUAGUGAGCGAUGAAGCAAAAACAAAAACACGACAAAUGGACCAAUUUGAUUCCAUGCUGUUUCGAAUAAUUUGUUCGAAAACGAUUCAUCUGCACAGCUGUUGGACGAAAAACUUUCAGGAUCUGAGAAACACCAUUGGUAAUAUACCGGUUUCGUGGUAUGAUGAUUGCGCACAUUUUGGCUAUGAUAAGGAUGGAAAUGCGAUUGCGAAAGCGCUUAGUAAGGAUCAGAUGGAAGCUUUUAUCGAGAAGAUGGACGAUCCCGAUUACUGGAGAAAAGUAUUUGACCGUCAGACGAAUGGUUACGUAACACUCACGGAUGAACAAGUGUCGAAGCUGGAAGCAAUGACAACAUCUCGUUAUCCUGAUGUUGGGUAUAAUCCGUAUCAACCGUUUAUUGAUCUGUUCUCAUCCAAAACCGAGAUUCAUCCCAUAUCAAAUCGACCUGAGCCAAAACAGGCGUUCAUUCCUUCACUUGAUGAGAAACGUCUUGUUGGACGUAUGGUUCAUGCGAUUAAAAUGGGUUGGGCGAGACCUCCUCGACCCUCCCGUGAGCCACCUAAGAUUUAUGAUUUAUGGGCUGAAUCUGAGACAACGAAUAAAACUAAAAGUGAGCUGGCAAGGAUACGAAUGCAUUUUCCAGCGCCAAAAGUUGCUCUUCCUGGCAAUGCGGAGAGCUACAAUCCUCCAGCUGAGUAUUUAUUCAACGAAGAAGAACUGCAAAAGUGGAUGGAAGCGGAUUCGGAAGAGCGACGGUUGAAUUUUGUACCACAAAAGUUUGAUUGCUUGCGUAAAGUGCCAGCCUAUGAGCGUUUCUUCAACGAACGUUAUGAGCGAUGUCUUGAUUUGUAUUUGGCACCAAGGCAACAGCGAAUGAAACUGAACGUUGAUCCUUCUCAACUUCUACCAGAGCUUCCGAAUCCAGCUGAUCUCCGACCGUUCCCAACGACACUCGCAUUUUAUCUUCGAGGUCAUGAAGGGCAAGUACGAAGCGUAGCAUUCGAACCCGAAGUUGGAGAGCUUCUUGCAUCAGGAAGUGCUGAUAAGACUGUUCGAAUAUGUGCUAAUAUUAGCGUAACUGACUUGACCAGCUAUCAUGUUCAGACGGUUAAAAUGGACGGUGCUGUUAACAGUGUGGCGAUGUGUCCGAUUCAUGAGCGGACGUUAUUAGCAGCAGUUGUGGAGUCGAAAGUAUUCAUAAUGAAUACACAGUGCGGUGACCAUCAUCAUAUCACAGCCACCACACAGCUUUUAUUAGAUCUUGACGUUAAUCAGGGAUCAAAUUCGUUACUUUGGCGUAAACAACCAGAAACGCAUACAGUAAUAGUUCAUCUGCCACAUAGUGCAAAUCGAGUUGUGUGGCAUGCUAAAGGUGAUUAUUUUGCGACAUUCGCGCCAACUAAUUCGCCUGAUGCAAUUCACAUUCAUCAGCUCUCCAAAUGCAAAUCACAGGCACCGUUCAAAAAGAUGAAAGGAACAAUAACUGGUGUUUUGUUCCAUCCGCGUGAACCGUUACUCUUCGUUAUGACUCAGCGUCAUAUACGAAUUUAUGAUCUGGCGAAAUGUCAAUUGAAGAAGAAAAUUAUGAGUGGUUCACGGUGGUUAAGUUGUAUGCAAACAGAUGUGCAUGGUGAGAAUUUAUUUGUUGGUGGAUUGGAUCGAACGUUUUCGUGGAUCGACUUGCAACUUUCGAACAAACCUUGGAAAAGUGUGCGUCAUCAUAGUGCUGCAAUACGUUCUAUCGCAUAUCAUCACAGAUACCCACUAUUGGCGACGGUAUCUGAUGAUUCGUCAGCAAUAAUAUACCAUGCAAAAGUAAGUGUUGAUUCGUUCAAAGAGAAUGAACUGAUUCCGGUUCGGAGAUUGAAGGCGCAUAGUGGAAAUAAUGAUCUAAGCAUUCUGGAUGUGACAUUUCAUCCAACUCAAGCAUGGCUGGUCACUGCUGGCGCUGAUGGACUCAUUGCGCUAUUUUCUUACUGA
Molecule: messenger RNA, 2016 nt
Organism: Anisakis simplex (herring worm)
Lineage: Eukaryota; Metazoa; Nematoda; Chromadorea; Rhabditida; Anisakidae
Source: the annotation of a GenBank genome assembly